This is a messenger RNA of Physella acuta, 4239 nucleotides long. RefSeq lists its product as uncharacterized. Gene Ontology annotation, biological process: regulation of centriole replication. Gene Ontology annotation, cellular component: centriole; cytosol; centrosome. Gene Ontology annotation, molecular function: microtubule binding. The record is from RefSeq and is a predicted model, not a curated record. Lineage: Eukaryota; Metazoa; Mollusca; Gastropoda; Physidae.
GUUUGUUGACAAAUGUCGGCUGCAACCACUCAACGAACGGAGGAGAUAAACUCUAGAUCUAGAGAAUCUAGAUCUUACUUUUAAACUGCAUUGGUCUAGAUCUAUAUCUAUCAUGGAAAAGCCAGAAAAUUAUCUCAAUCUUUAUGAUGAUGUUUGGCGCUCGGAAGAAUCAGAAGCUAGCCUGCAGGAGUUGGACUUGAGCCAAGAGGCCAGCCCUGUACACAGUGCUAUUGCUGAGGUGUCUAGAGACUAUGUGACUGGCACUCGCAGUCUUCAGGCUCUCACAGACAGUGAUGGGUCAGGCACUGAGCUGACCAGAGGACUAGCUUCAUAUGCUCGCUACCCUGAAACAGCCGCAGGAUUUUCAGACACGGACUGGAACCCUUAUGGCACAGAAUCAGACAGCAACACACCCAGAAGCAAGGGAGGCUCCCGCUUGGCUGGAUCCCAGCUGACCUUUGAACCAGCUCUCCACAGUACUGACCUGCACACUUUAACUCCCAGCCUGGCCAUCACUGACCCAGGCAGUAGCCAGACAACAGGCCAGACUGCAGUGCUGCUGCACCCAGACGUCCAGCUGGAAUUCUCAUCCGACUCUGUCAGUCAGCUGUCAGGAGAGAGACCCUACACCCUGAUCACCCCCUACAAGGUGACCAGCACUGCUGCUGUGGACUACAACCUUCUGCAGAGGGACCUGGAAGAGAUCCAGAAAAGCCUGCAGAGGACUCUGGGCCCUGCAUGUCUGAGACUCUCAGACACAGGGGACAUCAUCCCCAGCACCACAAGCACACCAGAGAAGAGGAGCAGAGCAUGGGCAGCAACUUCAACUGGUCACUCAGCUACGUGGCAAACUCUUGGCCCUGCUAAAGCCUCUAAGGGAGGAGACUGUCUCAAUUCAGAUGGUGCUGACAGUUCAGACAGCUCCGACAGCAGUCACAUGAGUGCUGGCUUCAGGAACUUUGAACUAGAGGCUCACCACAUGGAUGGACUUGCAGGGCAAGUGACUAGGCUUUUAAGACAGCAGAGUUCAGAGUUGAAAGUGCAGGAAAUGGCAGGUGAGAGAAACACCAUGUCCAACUCAGCUGGCUGUAACUUGUCCAGCUCUUCAAGUUUUGACGAGAGCAGUGUCCAGGCAGUAGAAGAUAUCUGCAAGAGGCUGGACAUGUCUGCCCUCAGCUCAGCAGAGACCAGCAGGCUGGCCCCUAAACCUUUCCAAGUCACAGAGGGCAUGAGCAAGUUCUUGUCCUCCCAGCUAAGCAAGGUGACAGAGAGAACAUUUAACCACAGCAUACAGCUGGAGCCCCAGGUAGUCCACUGCUAUCCUCUCUACGCCACAGCUGAGCCAGGACAUCCUCAUACAGACAACAGGCUGGAUCCUGCAUCUGGUCAUCCUACAGCAGAGACCAGCUCUACCAGAGGCAAAGAGAGAUACAGACCAUACAGACCACCGGGCUCACAAGAGGUCUACUACACAGAUACAGAAGCUUGCUCUGACACUACAGCGGAGAGUAGUCACUUAGGUUCUGAUGAUGCUCAAGCACCAAAACUGCCCGAUUCUGUGUUUGGCAGCAGGAGGGAGCCUCCCUCAUCAUCUGGUAUCUAUGGUAACCGCAAGCCUAACUCAAAGGGUGCUGCUCUUGUAACUAUCGAUGAGAAAUGUUCAGUAGAUGAUGAGAUAUCCCCAGCCUUCAGUGGUGAGGGAGAUAAAGAACUGGAGGGAGGCAGGGGGAGUCAUCCUUCUGGCCCUACAGAGGACACAAGACAUCUGGACUCUGAACACAAUGGUCACACUGGAAAAGUAGAUGACACUAGACUAAAUGGGGAUCCAAGACAAGGGGGUGGGGAUCCAAGACAGGGGGGUGGUGACCCACAACUGGGGGGUGGUGACCCACAACUGAGGGGUGGUGACCCACAACUGGGGGGUGGUGACCCAGGAGAGUCCAGACAGGAUGGUAAACUGUACCCAUCACAUCUGGAGGAUGGUGGCAGCAGGCAGAAGGUCAACCACAGAGAAGGUGCCUGGAUGAGAGAAGCCCACCAGCCAGUCCCAUCACCACACAGGCCACAGAAAGCCAGGACUGUGGAGCUGACCUUGGAGAACAUGAGCUCAGACAGUCAGGCAACUGACCUAGAUGAGGAGCCGAUGAGUCGUAGAGCCAGACUACUGAGCCAAGCUUUGGCCCAGAGCUGUGAGACAGACUUGAAUGGGCUGUGGGAAGAGUUCAAGGCCAUGAAUGAGUCAAGUGAGAGCAGCCUGAGCAGCAGCAGGCUGGGAGACCUGGCCGACCUCCUGAGGAACCCGUCACGUCACCUGAUAGCCCAGUACAUGAGGGACAGGGAGGAGUACCGUACACACAGGCAGCUCAGGCAGGCACACAACGCAGGGAGCCAAGGGGACCCCACACGCAGGCAGGCACUCAACGCAGGGAGCCAGGGGGACCCCACACGCAGGCAGGCACUCAACGCAGGGAGCCAGGGGGACCCCACACGCAGGCAGGCACUCAACGCAGGGAGCCAGGGGGACCCCACACGCAGGCAGGCACACAACGCAGGGAGCCAGGGGGACCCCACACGCAGGCAGGCACACAACGCAGGGAGCCAGGGGGACCCCACACGCAGGCAGGCCACCACUCUAGUGGACAAAUCCCAGGCUGGUAAUGGAGGGAAAAGCAAGCAAGUGAAAGUUGCUGAAGGCAUGGAGCGUGUCCGUCAUUGCAUAGCAUUGCAGAGAGAACAGUCGUCUAGUCUUGACCACAGCAGUCCAUUGUCUGGGGACAGCACAAGUGUCAAGGACAGCAGCACAGAAGUUCAGCACAGGAAGAGGUCACACCCACCCAGGUGUGCUCUAGAGCUGCUCAGGCUGGUCAAGGAUGGUCAACUGACAGCUGAUGAAGCCUACUGGCUAGCUCAGCAGAGAAUCAAUCACAAUGGUGUGGACCACAGCAAGAAGCCCCGCCCCCAACACAAUGGUGUGGACCACAGCAAGAAGCCCCGCCCCCAACACAAUGGUGUGGACCACAGCAAGAAGCCCCGCCCCCAACACAAUGGUGUGGACCACAGCAAGAAGCCCCGCCCCCAUCAGCAGUACUCACCUUAUGCCAGAGUGGAGAACUCCAUUGUGCCAUCACUUGAUGUCACAGCUCAUAACAGUAACGAUGGGUACACAGACAAGAGACCUGUCCAGGACCUACCAUCUAAAGACAGUUUUUGGAAGAAAUCUGAUGUUCCCCCUGGUAUAGCUGCCAGUUUGUGGAAAAAGGUGGUACAGAAAGAUCCCCUGGCCAGCAAAACUAACCACUAUGAGGUGGACCCACUUGAAGACAAGAUAGAAUAUGUUCUAGACAACAAGCACCAAACUAACUCUCUCACACUACAGGAAGCUUUUCUAGCCAACAAGCAAAGUUUCAUCUCAAAGUCACGCCAGAGACAGAAGCGACUUCAACUGGCCAGGGAGAGCAGAAGGUUUCAAGAAUGUCUUCGCUUGGAGAGGGAAGCCAUCUUUGCCCAGCAGCCUCCCCCCAGCAGCAAGCCUGCCCACCCAUACAGUGAUAAUUUGUUCCUCCCCAAGAGAAGAGUGUUGACCAGACAGGAGAUGAAAGAAUUAACUCACAAGCGUUACAAGAAGCUGCCUGAAGUCCUUGAGAGACAGGAGCUGGAUCAACGCAAGGCACAGUGUCAGCUCAAUAAACUCAGAGCUCAAAUCUUCAAUCAUAGAGUCCAGAGAGAGACUUUAAGGAAGUUCUGUUUGAGAGGGACCCAUUGACCCAGACAUCUCUAGAGAGGGACCCAUUGACCCAGACAUCUCUAGAGAGGGACCCAUUGACCCAGACAUCUCUAGAGAGGGACCCACUGACCCAGACAUCUCUAGAGAGGGACCCACUGACCCAGACAUCUCUAGAGAGGGACCCACUGACCCAGACAUCUCUAGAGAGGGACCCACUGACCCAGACAUCUCUAGAGAGGGACCCACUGACCCAGACAUCUCUAGAGAGGGACCCAUUGACCCAGACAUCUCUAGAGAGGGACCCACUGACCCAGACAUCUCUAGAGAGGGACCCAUUGACCCAGACAUCUCUAGAGAGGGACCCACUGACCCAGACAUCUCUAGAGAGGGACCCACUGACCCAGACAUCUCUAGAGAGGGACCCAUUGACCCAGACAUCUCUAGAGAGGGACCCACUGACCCAGACAUCUCUAGAGAGGGACCCAUUGACCCAGACAUCUCUAGAGAGGGACCCA